AUGAACUUCCUCCAUGUUUUUACAGAACACCGUCAAACUAAUUAUGAUCCACCGCCACAAAAACAGCAAAAGAACGGUCAGUCCUUAACACCAGCAGAGGCAACACAAUCAACAAUUACCGUGCAAUUUCAUCAUAUCGGCAUUAUUGAACGCUUCACUAUCUCUCCUCAAGAUGAAUCAAUCUUAUUUGUACCAGAGAUUCUAAUUCAAUCACAACCCGUUUCGUAUGAAGUUCAUAUUCCCAUGACAACAAAUUCAUCAUACGAUAGAAUAAAUGCCGCGAUACAAGAGUUGCCAAUCUUGAGAAGAAUGGGAAUUGGCAAAGAAAAUCGAAAAGACAUUAUUGAAGAUCUGAAUACAAAUAUGGAAUUGUAUUUUAAAAACAACAGUACUGAUAAUGUCUGUAAUGUCUUAUUUAGUGUUUAUAUAGCUGAUGCGAUGUAUGAAUUACUAGAGUACAGCGAAUAUGAAGAAGAACUUAUCACGAUUGCCGAAUUGCAGUCCAUGGAAGAUGAAGUCAAGCUAAUACCUGCUAGUAAAUUAUCCAUUCAAGAAUUGGAAAAACUGGCGGUUCAUAAUCCCGAGUACUCGUGCAGGAUAUGCUUGGACGAGAUUGAGAUGGGGAAUGAAGCAAUCCGGAUGCCAUGUUCGCACUGUUAUCACCAUGACUGCAUUGUCCAGUGGUUGCAGAUUAGCCACUCAUGUCCAAUCUGUCGCUAUGAGAUGCCCGCAGAAUUAGAACCACCUAUAGAAGAAAACAGAGAGCCAAAUGAAGGACAGGAAUAG
Messenger RNA from Mercurialis annua (annual mercury), 786 nucleotides. Its product is annotated as probable E3 ubiquitin-protein ligase RHC2A. Bases 1 to 786 code for a protein of 261 amino acids. Gene Ontology annotation, cellular component: cytoplasm. NCBI's taxonomy places the organism in Eukaryota, Viridiplantae, Streptophyta, Magnoliopsida, Malpighiales, Euphorbiaceae. Gene Ontology annotation, molecular function: zinc ion binding; ubiquitin protein ligase activity. The transcript has a single exon. Gene Ontology annotation, biological process: protein ubiquitination. The record is from RefSeq and is a predicted model, not a curated record.